UUUCCUUCCAGACAUCCUCAGCCCUGCCACAAGCUCCUUAACUUCACUCCAAGUCAUGACGUCCAGAUGCUUCAUCAACAGCUGGAAAAUGACAUGCUGCAGAUGCAGAAUGAGGCGGAGAGGAGGAUGCAAUGGAUGCAGCAGGUCUGCCAAACGCCACCUCACCACCUGAACCUGAGCAGUGGGGCAAUCCAGAGCGUACCUCCCGCCACCCCCAGUGAAAUGCUUCUCAGCAGACGGCAGAUGGGGAACUUUGAGCUCGCCCUAGACGUGGACCAGGUUCCUCCGGAAGAACUGACGGUGAGGACGGAAGGAAGGAGACUGAUCGUGACCGGAAAACACUACAGGAAAAGGGAGACGGAGAACGGCAGCUUCGUCCAUGAAUACAGAGAGUGCCACAAAGAAGCCGACCUCCCGGAAGACGUGAAUCCCGGGGACGUGACGUGCUCCGUGUCCAGGGAUGGGCGGCUCCUCUUCCGGGCACCUCGCCUGGCACUGCCCGCUGCCGAACAAAGAAUGAUCCCAGUCAAUAGAGACAUGCACAUCCCCAUCAUGGUGGAAUCAAGACGGACAUUACACUGAGACGA
This is a messenger RNA of Nanorana parkeri, 587 nucleotides long. RefSeq names its product heat shock protein 30C-like. NCBI's taxonomy places the organism in Eukaryota, Metazoa, Chordata, Amphibia, Anura, Dicroglossidae. The coding region runs from base 67 to 582 and encodes 171 amino acids. The transcript has a single exon. The record is from RefSeq and is a predicted model, not a curated record. Gene Ontology annotation, molecular function: protein folding chaperone. Gene Ontology annotation, biological process: protein refolding; response to heat.